Cladocopium goreaui is the source of this 1410-nucleotide messenger RNA. Lineage: Eukaryota; Dinophyceae; Suessiales; Symbiodiniaceae. The record is from the annotation of a GenBank genome assembly.
AUGACGAAGUCCAUAUAUGACAAGUUCUGCCCACGGGUCGAGUUGCUUGAAGACUGGGCUGAUCUGAGGGAUUCCCGUUCAUUGCUGGAGGUGAUGCCAUCUACUCACACGGUGCUAAGUCCACUGCUCAGACUUACGCCUGAAGACGUGGAUUUUCCAACGCCGAUAAAGGUGGAAGUGCCCACAUGUAGUGGCGCUGAGAGUGCAUGGCGAUCAACUGCUACCGGGUGGGAGAACGUGGAGAUCAGUUUUGUCCGUGGUUGCGCUAUCCUGGUUCUGAGGAAUUUCUGCGAUGUAGUUGUCAGCGGCCGAUGCGCUAUCAGAGCCAUGGGUUUCAUAAAGCUCGACCAGCCUGUGGCGAAGCUGGCGGUGAUGCACGUCGGAUGCGAGGGAUGCAGAUCUGUUCUGAAUCAAUAUUGCAACGACGAUGAGGAAUUGCGAGGAUUCCGCGAGUGCGGCCCCACUGCUAGACUUGGCACCUAUAACCAUGAUGAAAACCUGAACAUCAAGGUCCCCGGCGCUGGAUGUGUCCAGCUGAAAAUGCGGUUCCACCGUUUUCCGCUAGUUUCGCCCAAGUUGGACACUCCAUCGAAGAUAUCCUUUAGUGUUGAGAUUGACGGAGACACUUUUGACUUUGAAGAGCUAGAGCUGAAACCACGUCCACCGAACACACAGGCCCCGAGAUUUCGGCGCCGCCCAAACUGCGGUUAUAAGCCGAAUUCAGGUCCAUCUGCCCCAGAGGUUGGUCCAAGCCAUGCUGCGUCAAGUUCUGCCAGUGGCCAUGCAUCUUCGCCGCUGUUGCAGUCUGCCCCAAGACGGCGCCAUUCAGCUCCAGUGGCCCAGGAGGCCCAGGAGGUGGGUCCCACCAGUGCUGUGUCAACUGCUGGCCCGACUUCUGCUGGCAAUAGACCUUCGCUGCAGUCUGUACAAGCAUCACAGCCUGAAGGGCAUUUGCUUCUAAGUGGCCGUUUCAAGAGCGACCGCAUUUUUACCGCCGAGCAGAUCAUGGGCUACAUGAAGAUGGUGGGGGCCCGGUUGGCGGUUCGUGGCGUGCCGACCUUCAUGGUUGAGGCAAAGCCCGGCCAAAGUUUCGCCGAGCUAACGCGCAUGGGUCUGGGCCGUGCCAAAGGCAUGGUGGCUUUUUGUACAGCAGAAUACGGAGCGUACACUGGAGCUGGAUAUGAGACGUUUCGUGAGCUGGAAUAUGCUCAUGACAAAGAGUUGCUUCUCAUUCCAAUUAGACUUUGUGAAGUGUGGCCGCCGGCGCCAACUGAUAAUGAAAGAGGGACCUGGCAGAACAAACUGGUGUUCACAAACGGUCUCGUGUACAUAGACGACCAGCGGAUGCAGAAUGCUGAAGGUGUUGCUGAUCAGAUUGCUGAUUCUGUCGAACACUUAGGAAUCUUCUGA